AUGCUACAGAGCGGUAUAGAGCUAGCGGGACAAAAUUUGGAUGUGAGCUACGUCAGUGCUCUUAGUUGGUACCUUCUUAGCAUGUUUGGGAAUGGUGGUUUGCUCUCAUUAAUUUCGAAAGGACACUCUGAUGACUUCGUCUUUGUUCCAAGCUUUGCCUCGCAAAUUUCACUCAAUAUGGCACCUGACAAGGUUUUUGCCCAGGAAAGAGAAGCUCUUGGCAAAAUCGUCCACAAACACACUAUGGGCCAGGAAGAGGACGCACUUCUGAUGAUUGACCCGGAGUCGUUUGCCGUUCUCUAGACUUUAGUUUGUUAUAUUUACACGAAGUCCAAUCAACCAAUGCUUGUUCUCUUCCUCAAAUGUACAAUACAGCCUUCUACCACCGCAAA
This is a messenger RNA of Chondrus crispus (carragheen), 392 nucleotides long. RefSeq lists its product as hypothetical. Gene Ontology annotation, cellular component: membrane; EMC complex. The record is from RefSeq and is a predicted model, not a curated record. NCBI's taxonomy places the organism in Eukaryota, Rhodophyta, Florideophyceae, Gigartinales, Gigartinaceae. The transcript is spliced from 2 exons. The coding region runs from base 1 to 303 and encodes 100 amino acids. Gene Ontology annotation, biological process: protein folding in endoplasmic reticulum.